AUGGCGUUGAUCGAUCGUCGAGCGGUAGCACGGAAGAAUGGAAAACUUCUUCCUCUGGGCAUUGUCGUGAUGGAGGAGCGAUGGUGGAAGCGCGUGGCGCUGCGAGGCGAUCGCGUUGCUCUUGUGCCCUAUCAGCGCGAUCACGUCCCCAGGUAUCACUCCUGGAUGCAAAAUCCCGAGCUUCUGGAGCUCACUUGCUCCGAGCCGCUGUCUCUCGAGGAAGAAUACGAAAUGCAGGGCUCUUGGGCAUCGGAUCCAAAGAAAUGUACGUUCAUAGUUUUGGACAGAGAGCUCAUCACUGGCGAUUUGGCUCCAUCUCUUCCUUUUGUAAAUGCGAUGAUUGGAGACGUGAAUCUCUACAUGAACGACGUUGAGAAUUCUAGUGUAGCAGAGAUUGAGAUCAUGAUCGCCGAGCAUGGAAGCCGCAGGAAAGGAUUUGGAAGAGAAGCAGUCCAGAUUAUGAUGGCCUUCGCUAGCAAAAAUCUAAACAUUCAAAUAUUUCGUGCAAAGAUAGGAGACGAAAACGUGCGAUCUAUCGAUCUUUUCAAAAGCCUGGGAUUCAAGAAUGUGAGCCACAGCAAGCCGUUUAAGCAGGUGACAAUGGAAUUUACUCCGACCUCGAAUACACUUCCGCGAGAUGUAGAAGUGGUUCAUUAGCUUCUUGCAGCACCCUGUAUUUCUAAAAGCCAACGAAGCGUAGCAACGUGUUCAUC
This is a messenger RNA of Selaginella moellendorffii, 713 nucleotides long. RefSeq names its product N-acetyltransferase 9-like protein. Gene Ontology annotation, molecular function: N-acetyltransferase activity. Lineage: Eukaryota; Viridiplantae; Streptophyta; Lycopodiopsida; Selaginellales; Selaginellaceae. The transcript is spliced from 8 exons. Gene Ontology annotation, biological process: protein acetylation. Bases 1 to 657 code for a protein of 218 amino acids. The record is from RefSeq and is a predicted model, not a curated record.